Molecule: messenger RNA, 1365 nt
Organism: Nerophis lumbriciformis (worm pipefish)
Lineage: Eukaryota; Metazoa; Chordata; Actinopteri; Syngnathiformes; Syngnathidae
Source: RefSeq, a predicted model, not a curated record
AUGCCACGAAGAAUUGAGGCACGUGAAUGUAUCUCCAUACAUGUAGGACAAGCUGGGGCUCAGAUUGGCAAUGCAUGUUGGGAGUUGUACUGUCUCGAACAUGGCAUUCAGCCUGACGGCCAGAUGCCCUCUGAUAAAAUAAUCGGUGGUGGCGAUGACUCUUUUAACACUUUUUUUAGCGAGACAGGAGCAGGAAAACAUGUUCCAAGAGCCAUCUUUGUAGAUCUGGAGCCCACUGUCAUUGAUGAGGUACGUACAGGCACCUACCGACAGCUGUUCCAUCCUGAACAAUUGAUCACAGGGAAGGAGGAUGCUGCCAACAACUACGCUCGUGGUCACUACACCAUUGGCAAGGAGAUCAUUGAUUUGGUUCUGGAUAGGACUCGCAAACUGGCUGACCAAUGCACUGGCUUGCAAGGAUUCCUCAUCUUCCACUCUUUUGGUGGAGGCACAGGCUCUGGUUUCACCUCCCUGCUCAUGGAGAGAUUGUCUGUUGAUUAUGGUAAAAAGUCAAAGCUUGAAUUUGCAAUCUACCCAGCCCCUCAAGUUUCUACAGCAGUGGUAGAGCCCUAUAAUUCCAUUCUGACCACUCACACCACCCUUGAGCAUUCUGACUGCGCCUUCAUGGUGGACAAUGAGGCCAUCUAUGACAUCUGUCGCCGGAACCUUGAUAUUGAAAGGCCAACCUACACCAACCUGAACAGGCUCAUUGGCCAAAUAGUGUCUUCUAUCACAGCCUCUCUUCGCUUUGAUGGUGCCCUGAAUGUUGACCUGACGGAGUUCCAGACCAACUUGGUGCCCUACCCUCGUAUACAUUUCCCUCUGGCAACAUAUGCCCCAGUUAUCUCUGCAGAGAAGGCCUACCAUGAACAACUUUCUGUAGCUGACAUAACAAAUACCUGCUUUGAGCCAGCCAACCAGAUGGUAAAGUGUGAUCCUCGUCAUGGUAAAUACAUGGCCUGCUGUCUGCUAUAUCGUGGUGAUGUAGUUCCUAAAGAUGUCAACUCUGCCAUCGCUGCCAUUAAAACCAAACGCAGCAUCCAGUUUGUGGACUGGUGUCCCACAGGCUUCAAAGUGGGUAUCAACUACCAGCCUCCAACAGUCGUUCCUGGAGGGGAUUUGGCAAAGGUCCAGAGGGCUGUGUGUAUGUUAAGCAACACUACAGCCAUAGCUGAGGCUUGGGCUCGUCUUGAUCACAAGUUUGAUCUGAUGUAUGCCAAGAGGGCUUUUGUGCAUUGGUAUGUCGGGGAGGGAAUGGAGGAAGGAGAGUUCUCAGAGGCCAGAGAGGAUAUGGCAGCACUGGAGAAGGAUUAUGAAGAAGUGGGUGCGGACAAUAUAGGGGAGGAGGAAGGAGAAGAAUACUGA